AUGGUGCUGAUUUAUCAGGGCACCUUACUUGCUGAAUGCAAACUCUCAGAGAAGUCCUGUGGAAUUGUGGCUGCUGUUCUACAGUCACCAAACUCCCUGAUAGAGCUGGACCUGAGUCACAAUGACCUGGGAGAUUCUGGAGUCCAUCUUCUCUCUAAGGGACUGUCUAGUCCCUGCUGCAAACUGCAGACAUUAAGGCUCAGUAAUUGUGAUAUUUCAAAUGAAGGUUAUGUUUGUCUGGCUCUGGCUCUGAUGUUAAACCCCUCCUGUGUGAAAGAGCUGGAUGUGAACAACAAUCAUCCUGGAAAAUCAGCACAGAAACUGUUAUCUGCUACACUGGAGGAUCCUCAUCGCAAAGCUGAAGCACUUCAACUUGCUGAAUGCAAACUCUCAGAGAAGUCCUUUGGAAUUGUGGCUGCUGUUCUACAGUCACCAAACUGCAUGAUAGAGCUGGACCUGAGUCACAAUGACCUGGGAGAUUCUGGAGUUCAGCUUCUCUCUAAGGGACUGUCUAGUCCCCACUGCAAACUGCAGACCUUAAGUUUCCUGUAAGUUCACACUGGACCCAAACACGGCACACAGAGAUCUCUUUCUGUCUGAGGGGAACAGGAAGGUGACAUAUGUGAGUAAGGAGCAGCUGACUCCUAACCACCCAGACAGAUUUACUGGCUAUUGGCAGGUGCUGAGCAGAGAGCCUCUGACUGGACGCUGCUACUGGGAGUGGGAGUGGAGUGGGUACAAUGUUGAAGUGGGAGUGGCCUAUAAAAGCAUCAGCAGGAGGGAAUGGAUCAGAGAAUCUGCCAAGGCCUGGUGUCUGGCCUGUAACAGAGCCUAUCACAAUGGAGAAGAGACUGUCCUACGCGCCCCCCCCGGACGCUCCAGGAGAGUAGGAGUGUAUGUGGACCGUAAGGUCGGCACUCUGUCCUUCUACAGGGUCUCCUCUGAUACUCUCACACACCUGCACACAUUCACCACCACAUUCACUAGGGAGCCCCUACAUGCAGCGAUUAGGGUUGGUGAAUACUGCUCAGUGUCUCUGAUCUAGAUCACAUGACCUGCUGCAGGACACACACA
Messenger RNA from Sardina pilchardus (European sardine), 1074 nucleotides. RefSeq names its product ribonuclease inhibitor-like. The record is from RefSeq and is a predicted model, not a curated record. Gene Ontology annotation, biological process: intracellular signal transduction. Gene Ontology annotation, molecular function: protein binding. The transcript is spliced from 5 exons. NCBI's taxonomy places the organism in Eukaryota, Metazoa, Chordata, Actinopteri, Clupeiformes, Clupeidae. The coding region runs from base 1 to 552 and encodes 183 amino acids.